AAGCAAACGGUAAACUCCACAACCUUUUUCUAUUUGAGGCGCUCAAUUGCCGCACCUACAGCUGUCGGCGGUGAACGGCAAUCAUGAGCUUCAUUCCUCCGGUACUGCCAAGAGCUGCCCGUGCUCUGCGGGCAUCUUCAAAUCCUAUCGCAAAUUUCAGAUGUUUCCACACUCCCACACUCUCGAGGCCGUUGCUGGCCCUGAGAAAUUCCAAUUACUCGCAAAGAAGAGUAAAUAUUUCCCCGCCUACAGCAUGUCGUUGUAAUUAACUGAUCAUACCUUCCCCGCAGCCCUUUCAUAGCACUCCAAGGUCCCAAGCAGCAGUAAAGAAUCCUUACUCCAUCCUCGGCGUCGGUAAAACCGCAUCCACCUCCGAGAUCAAGAAGUCAUACUACUCAUUGGCAAAGAAAUGGCACCCGGACCAGAACAAGGACCCCUCGGCGAGGGAAAGAUUCCAAGAAGUUCAAGCAGCUUAUGAGAUCCUCUCGGACCCGGCGAAGAAGGAACAGUUCGACCAAUAUGGCGAAGCGGCAUUCGAUCCAGAUAGUGGAUUUAGUCCUGGCGCUGGAGCAGGGCCCGGCCAGGGAGGAUUUAGCGGAUUUAGCGGGGGCUUCACAGCAGACUUUUCGUUCGAGGACCUGUUUGGUUCGUUUGGUCGUAGCGGUGGGGGGCGCGGGAGUCGGGGUUUUACGGAUGACACAAUGCUUGGGGAUAAUAUUGAAGUAUGUUAUGGAAGAACUUUGUUCUCCCCACUUACCAACAUCCGGAGGAGUGGUUGGCUAAAGCAAGAAAAAACAGAUAGAAGUAACAAUCUCAUUCAUGGAAGCUGCAAGUGGAACUUCAAAAGACAUUCGCAUCCACCCUCUUGUGCAGUGCAAAGCCUGUUCGGGCAUGGGAGUGAAACCUGGCACGAUGAAGAAGCAAUGUUCCCUCUGUUACGGAACCGGUACCCGCGUGCACCACAUGCAGGGUUUCCAGAUGGCCUCGACCUGCGAGAGAUGCAGAGGAACGGGGACAGUUACCCCUCGAGGCUCAGAGUGCGGGACCUGCAGUGGAUCCGGCGUAACGAAGGAGGCCCGGACAAUCACGAUCGAUAUACCCGCCGGCGUGGACACCGGUAUGAAAAUGAGGGUGGACGGGGAGGGCGAUGCCCCGCAGGCCAAUAUCCAUAGCUCUUCGCCCUCUGGGAAGAAGAGGGGGAACUUGUUCGUUCAUAUUCGGGUUACGCCGCAUAAGGAGUUUAGUAGGAAGGGCUCGGAUAUCUACUACACUGCUACGAUACCAUUUACAACCGCCCUCUUGGGAGGUCAGACCAAGAUCCCAACACUAGACGGUCAUGUGGACAUUAAGGUUCCCAUGGGCACAAACACCGGGGACAUGAUAGCUAUCAGUGGAAAAGGUAUGCCAGGGCCCAAUUCCCCCGGACGUAUUGGGGACCUGAAGGUUGAAUUCAAGCUCAAUCCUCCAAGGUAGGCCCCUCAGCCCUUGCAAUCUCUACUGCCACCAGAAACUAACAAACCCUCUACAGAACCCUAACCCCCCGCCAAAGAAUCCUUCUAGAAAUGCUCGCCGACGAGUUCAAGGACAAGAAUGCCAGGAGGAUAAUGAAUGUUAAUUCUAAAAAGUAUAACCCUACCACUACUGCCACCCAGGUACUUAUAUUAACCAAGCAUCAAUCUCCAGUGACGGAGCCUCCUACUACGAAGAGCACAAGAACGAAGGCUUCCUAAAACGUGCUUGGCACAACCUUACUCACCAGCACGACGACAUGCCGAAAGACGAUGACGACCAGAAUAAAAAGGCUUCCGGAUCCGGUUAAGUUAUAACAAUUUUUCAAUAGGUGGAAGACGGGGGGUAUAAAUCUCGGGGCCAAAAAAUCUAGUGGAGAAAAGGGGGGUUUACAUGUUUUUGUUUGUUUUUUUGUUUUCCUACCUCUUUCCUUAUGUUAUGGAUCUUUCUCCCUAUUCCUACCAUGUUCGCACGUACCCCCCCCCCCCCCUUUUGGCAGUCACAGCAGCGACGAUGGCGAGCACGAGGUGUUCAUAUUAUAACUUAGAAUCUUCUUUCAUUUCUUACGACGUUAUUUCUGUUACUGUUAAAUCUCAACAGUACCGGUGUACAAUCUUGUAUAGUUUACUCCGCUACUUUUAGUCUAGCCUACUUAUUAGUCUGUAUCAUAAGGGUGCGGGGGAGGGGGGAGUUCUCUCAUUCAUUUGCACCCGUAGUAGGUCUGUGUCCCUACUAUGGGAGUCUUUAGCCAUUAUUAUAGAUUAAGCCUUGCGGGUUGUGCGGUAUUGCCAUAUCACGACGUUGUGGACGAGGUUUUGUGCACCGCACAGUACAGUACGAGCACUGUAUAAUAGUCUACAAUACAGCGCAUAACCGAACUACGAGAACACAAAACGACAGACCACCAACAAACCUAUUAAUUAAUUAAUUAUUCUGAUGCCGGCACGACACCGAGCACCACGCCCCUCCCCCUCGGAGAAGAUAUCCUACCAGUACGAUCACUGUAAUACUACCCUUAACCCGAACGGUGAAUAUACUAGUACACAAGGUAGAGUCCUGUCAACUGAUCAA
Messenger RNA from Tuber aestivum (summer truffle), 2580 nucleotides. Lineage: Eukaryota; Fungi; Ascomycota; Pezizomycetes; Pezizales; Tuberaceae. The record is from the annotation of a GenBank genome assembly.